AUGGAAUUCGCUGGUCCAGAACCAGAAGUCCCGUGGGAUAUCGAGGGAGAGGUUCCCGUGCUACGAAGCGACCCUUACCUCGUCGACUUCACCCAGCUGGGAGACCAGAUCUAUUUCUACGCCACUCCUGCGGAAGCAUCGAAAACAGAGAUCGAUGGCCACGCUGGAACCCCGGGUGGAGAACAACAGCAGCAGCAGCCCCAAGAGCAAGAAGAGAAACCACCGGUCGCCGACCCAGACCUGAUCAUCGUCUGCUCGUGGAUGUACGCCCAGUCGCGCAAUAUUGUCAAAUACACCAAGCAGUAUCAGACGCGGUAUCCGUCGUCGCCGAUCCUGCUCCUGCGACAAGACGGGGGGGACUUCUUCUUCCGCACGCAGGCCCAGCAGAUGCGGAACCUGGAGCCGGCGGUGUCGCUGAUUCGGGAUCUCGAGGCGGCGGCGGCGGCGGCGACGGCGACAAAGAUGAAGGAAACGACGGGGAAAGAAACUGGUGGUGAGAGAGAGAAGGAGUUCAAGGUCCUGAUGCACAUCUUCUCCAACGGCGGCGCGUGGAGCGCGUGUCAACUUGCAGAUGCCAGCAGCAACCGCCGUGCUCUCCUCUUCCGACGAAGCACCCCACCACCACCACCACCUCCUCCUCCCCAUCACCGCCCUCAUACUAGACAGCACGCCCUCCCUCCCAGACCCGACGCCGCCCACACCGCCAUCUGCGAAGCCCUGCCCAAAUCGCCCGCGGUGGUACGCGCGCUCGGCAGCGCCCUAGUAUGGGGAUACCUGGGCGUCACACACGCAGUGGAAGUCGUGACGGGGCACGAGAACGUGACGCUGUCGCUGCGGCGCCGGCUCAACGACCCACGCGGCGCUUUCUGUCGCUGUCACCGCGCCUACAUCUACAGCCAGGCCGACGCGCUCAUUCCGGGGCCAGACGUGGAAUCGCACGCCCGCGAGGCUGCGCAGGUUCUGCCUGGUGGUCCCGACAUGGUGCGGCUCGAGGAUUUUGUCGUCUCGCGCCACGUCGGGCACGUCUUGGCCGAUCCCGUCAGGUACUGGGCCAUUGUCGCCUCGGUUUGGGAAGAGGCGACGCGGUAG
Messenger RNA from Fonsecaea monophora, 1089 nucleotides. RefSeq lists its product as hypothetical. The coding region runs from base 1 to 1089 and encodes 362 amino acids. The transcript has 2 exons. NCBI's taxonomy places the organism in Eukaryota, Fungi, Ascomycota, Eurotiomycetes, Chaetothyriales, Herpotrichiellaceae. The record is from RefSeq and is a predicted model, not a curated record.